Molecule: messenger RNA, 1565 nt
Organism: Phoenix dactylifera (date palm)
Lineage: Eukaryota; Viridiplantae; Streptophyta; Magnoliopsida; Arecales; Arecaceae
Source: RefSeq, a predicted model, not a curated record
GCCCAUCGGAGCCCUGCUUCAUUUAAACCCGGUUAAAAGGUCGCUUACCCUCACCGGACGGUGACCCAGCUCCACAGUUUCCUCCCCGCUCCGGUCUCACGCUCCCGUCUGUUCCCAGGCCUCUCUCUCUCCCCAUCAUAAACGAUUCUUUCUCCCAGAAUUCCCAACUCGAACCCAAAAUUCGAGAGUAAAACCCUAGAAAAGAGAAGAAUUCCGAGAUCAAUAGCGCGGCCAUGGAUGUCUUGGCUCUCAAUCCCAAGAGCGGAGGCCCCGUCUGGGGGGCGGCGACGAAGAGGCUGGACAAGGGGCUGCUGGCCGUGAGGCGGAGCGCCGGAUGGAGGGUCCUCGGUAGAGACGAGGAGGUCAUCGGCUUCGGCGGAGGUCUCGAGAUCAGGGUUUCGGCGAGGAGGGCGGGGAGGGCUUCUUCCUUGAGGUACCGGUCUCUUGUGGUGAAGGCUACGGGCAAGAAGAAAAACCAUGAUAACUCCUCUUCUUCCAGAAACAACGAGCCAUCAAUUCCUGAGGGAGAUGGCUCUGAAGGAAUUCAUCCAUUACAUGACAAAUCAAAAUCCAAUGAGUCCGCCCACAAGUCCCAUCGUACAUUGUCUGAUUGGCGAGAUUUCAGAGCAAAACUUGUGCAUGACGAGCAGGUGCAAUUGGUAGAUCCUGAUGCUCUUACAGAGGACACAGCCUCAGAUGUGCCAUCUGAGCGGCUUGGUCUAAAAUGGGCCCACCCCCUCUCCAUGCCAGAAACUGGGUGCUUGUUAGUUGCAACUGAGAAGCUCGAUGGGGUAAGCAGUUUUGAAAGAACUGUUGUGCUACUCCUCAGAUUAGGAACCAGAGACCCAAGAGAGGGCCCAUUUGGAGUGAUUCUCAACCGCCCUCUCAACAAAAAGAUCAAGCAUAUGAAGCCAUCCAAUCCUGACCUCGCAACCACCUUUGCGGAUUGCUCACUUCACUUUGGGGGCCCUCUCGAUGCUAGUAUGUUUUUACUGAAGACCUGUGGUAAUUCGUCAGUUCCAGGCUUUGAACAGGUGGUUCCAGACAUUUAUUUUGGUGCCAGGAACAGCUUAGAUGAAGCUGCAGGACUUGUCAAGAAAGGGGCCAUUAGGCCCCAGGAUUUCAGAUUCUUUGUCGGAUAUGCUGGGUGGCAGUUUGAUCAACUGCAAGAGGAGAUUGAAUCGGAUUAUUGGGUCGUUGCUGCAUGCAGCUCACAAUUGAUUAGAAGCGCACUAGCAGAUUCUUCAUCCAAUCUGUGGCAGGAGAUUUUGCAGCUGAUGGGGGGGCAGUAUUCAGAAUUGAGCAGGAAGCCAAAGCAAGAUGGCUCUUGAAGAAGGUUGCGCGUGGCAAAUACUGGAAUCAUUUGUACAGAAGGUGCUUCUAAACUGAACUUAUAAUCUUAAUUCUAUUCUUCCCUACAAUUAUGUAGUUUCUUAUGCCCAAGUUCUUAUUUUUAUAUGAUAAAGACACCGAAAGUAAUUUUGAGCUUUGCUUUCAUUAAGAUGCAGAAUAACAGAUGGUAGCAUUAUGGUUUAAUCUGUGAGUUUAAAUUAUCUUGGUAAAAA